Messenger RNA from Phyllotreta striolata, 321 nucleotides. The record is from the annotation of a GenBank genome assembly. NCBI's taxonomy places the organism in Eukaryota, Metazoa, Arthropoda, Insecta, Coleoptera, Chrysomelidae.
GUCAACAUGAAGUUUGUUAUAUUUUUUGCGGUCCUCGCUGUUGUUAUUUUCUCGUGCAGCGCCGAAGAAGCCCCUAAAAAUGAACCAAAUAUCUCGAGUCCGGACGAAGUAACGGAAAAGAUCCUGCGCGAUAUUUUCGACAUGCUUCCUCUUCUUCUUCAAAAAAUCAUCUACGGCUUGUACGGAUUGUAUUUGGACAUCAAGGAAGCCCGCGAAACCGGCGGCGAGGAAUUCUCCAUGGUAGCCGAAUUCGGCAACUUCAUCAGCAGCUUUCUCCUACCUUAAUACCAAUUUACAAUCAUCUUCGAAAUUGUAAUUUAU